Closterium sp. NIES-67 is the source of this 5498-nucleotide messenger RNA. Lineage: Eukaryota; Viridiplantae; Streptophyta; Zygnematophyceae; Desmidiales; Closteriaceae. The record is from the annotation of a GenBank genome assembly.
CCAGCUGCUGCUGCUCCUACUCACCUUUUUCUCCCCUCUGCCAUCCGGCUCAUCAUCCGAGCCUCGGACCCUGCUUUUCUCUCGGGUAGACCUUGCAUUCGAGGAAUCGAGGGUUAGUUAUCGCCAUCGCCAUCCCGUUCCGACAGCUGGUCAAUCUCUGCCUUGUGCUGAUCGCCCCAGCCUUGCCGCGUCACACCCGCCAUCAGAUCUACGUCGCCGCGUCGCCGAUCGCUGUCUCUUCCUCGUCCUCGAGUUUGCAGGGAAUUUUUUAGAAUUCUAAAAAAUCGCCUCCGCCUUGCCGCGACACACUCGCCAUCAGAUCGACGUCGCCGCGUCGCCGUUCGCUGUCUCGUCCUCUUCCUCUCUAUCUUUUACAGCCAUUUUAGAUCGGCCGGUAACUCGGCCCAUCCGGUUUUUUCCCAUCUGGUCCCUAACUCCGCGCUUUUCGUGAGUUGCCCGGCCGUGCGACUGGCUGAAUUCGCUGUGUCUGGAUCGCUGUAAAUACAACCACCAAUUAUUGCCGCAACCAUCUAUCGUCAUCACUUCUAUCGCCGAAUCCAUCGCCAGCGUCGCGGAUUCCGUCGCCAGCGUCGCGUUGGUCGCAGCGAGGGAUGGAGAGCCCGGAGAUCGUGGGCGAAUUCGUCGCCAUCACGGCACAGCCGGAACACGUGGCGCGGGAACUACUCGAGGCGCACAACUGGGAUCUCCAGCUAGCAGUGAAUUUUUUUCUGGAGCAUGGAGCGGAAGGGGUUGGAGCUGGGAACGGCAUCACUGAUGCCAUUGACCUUACCAACGACCCUCCUGCUACCGCCGCCGCCCGCCCUCACACCUUCCAUCGGCAGCAUCUGGGUGGAGAGGAGAUGAGGGGGCUAGCAGGGAUGCAGCAGGAGGAGCAGGAGUUGGUCCCCAUGCGGUCAUUUAUGACAGGCUCUGCCUUCGAUCGCCUCAUGCCCACAUCCCGUGCCCCCGCUGCUCGCGCCCCUUCUUCCGGACCUAUCGUUUCCGAACCUCGGGAGGUUCGGGACAUCCCGAUCCAGUGGGAUGACGCUGCGAGUAACGGUAACGGCAGCACCGGCAGGGGUUACGCGAGCGGUGAUCAGAGGGGUUUAGGCAGGGGCUUAGGGUUUGGGGCGGGCGGUGGGGUGGGGUUUGGGGAAGGGGCUGGGGCUGGGGCUGGGUCUGGGGGAGCAGGCUCGGGUGUGGCAUUUGAUAGUGAAUAUGGGAGUAGGGCCGGGGCUGGGACUGGCCGCUUUGGGUUUUCUUCUCAGCAGCAGGGGCAGCAGCAGUGGGGGCAAAGUGGGGUGCGUAUCGAGGAGGUGGAGGAUGAUGAUGGUGCUGGUGCUGGUGCUGCUGCGCUGGGUGCUGGUGCUGGUGCUGCUGAGGGGAUGGGGCGAGGAGUAGGGAGAGCGGGUCAGGGUGGAGCAGCAGCAGGGAUGGGAGGAGCAGGGAGAGGGAUGGGAGCAGCAGCAGGGGUGGGUGAUGGAGAUGCAGCUGGAACAGGAUAUGGACCUAUGGUCCCUCCGUCGUCAGCAACGCCGAUGGAUCUGGAGCAGGAUGAGGACGACGACGUCAUGCGCGCCAUCGCACUCUCUAUCAAGACGGCUGAGGAGGAAGCAGCGUCGAGGGGGCAGGCCGUGGCAGGCAGUCAACAGAGCGGUGCUGAGGGGAAUACUGCGGAAUCGACUGCACCCUUUCAUACCUCGUUCUCUGUGCCAUCGCCAGCACCAGAAGCAGCAGCAGCAGUGGCAGGAGCAGCAUCAGCAGUACCUUCCUCGUGGAACGAGGCACGUUUUCCAUCCGAGGGCAGGCAGCGUGGUGGUGGUGGGUAUGAGGCGGAUGAGGAGGAAGAGGAGGAGGAACCUGUGCAGCCACUCAUGCGGCGCCACGUGUACCAUCCGUACCAACCGGCCGACGGGUGUGGGGAAGGGGGCAAAGAGACAAGUGAGGGCCGUUUAGGUGCUACUUCUGCUGCUGCUGCUGGUGGCGGCGCUGCUGCUGGUACCGCUCGUUUUGGAGGCUUUCCCAGUGACAUUGGCAGCGGCAGGGGGGUUUGCAGUGGCAGGGGGUCUUUCAGGCCUUCUUGGCAAUCAGGAGCAGGGGACGCAGCAGAUGCAGGGGCGACAGCGGAGGCCGGGCUAAGUGGGAAGGGUGGGGCUUCACGGGCUGUUGAAGGGGGAGCAGCGACAGGGGAGGGCACGGAGGGGACAGCAGGGAUGGUGGGAGAGGGCGUUGCCGUGGCAGGAGGAGGGAUGGAUGUGAGUGGGAUGAGUGAGGAGGAGGUAGCAGCGGUGAUGCGGGCGGUGGAAGAGGCGUCUGCUGCUGAGAGAGCUGCUGCUGCCAAUGGUGCUGGUGAUAUUGGUGCUGCUGUUGCUGCUGCUGCUGCUGCUGCUGCUGCUGGUGGAGCAUCCGGUGCUGCUCAUGAUCAUUUGGGGGGCCUGUCGCACGCAGAGCAGGAGGAAGCUCGCAUUAUGGAGGCAAUCAUGUUCGGCACUCCCCUCCCAGACCAUGACCCUGCCCUCGCUGCUGCCGCUGCUGCUGCUGGUGCUGGCAGUGUUGCCACAGGCACAGCCAUGCACCCCUCCCUUUCCGCCUCCGCUGCCUUUGCGGCUGAUGCUUCUGCGGCUGCUGCUGUCGCUGCUGCUGCUGACGCCCCCUAUGGCUCAGCCUAUGUUUCUGGCAGCUCCCAAUUCCCCCACAGACCGCCCUCCUGGCGGCAGUUCCGGGGUGUGGGGGGGAUUGGGGGGGAAGGUCCGAUGAGAAGCGUGGGUUUCGGAGGGAGGUAUGGACGAGGGGGGAGUGGUGGGGGGGGAGAGGGAGAGGUUGGGGGGGAGGAAGGGGAGGAGGAGGAAGAGGAGGAGGAGGAUGAGGAGGGUUUGGGGCCGUGGGCGAGGGAGUGGCGGAGGCAGCAGAGGCAGCAGCAGCAGGCGGCACGGCCACCGUCGCCCCGCAUGGUGGAAGAGAGGCUGCUGAGGCAGGAGCAGGACGAGGAGUAUUUCAAGUCGCUGUUGGCAGACCAGGAGAAGGAGGAGGCAGCACGGAGGAAGGAGGAGGAGGAGCGGCAGAGGCAGGAGGAGGAGCAGCAGCAGCAGCAGGAGGAGUUGAGACGGCAGCAGGAGCAGGAGGAGGAGGAGCAGCGGCAGCUGGCAGUGAAGGAGUCGUCGCUGCCUGUGGAGCCAGCAGUGGGCGAGGAGGGGGGCAUCACUCUCAUGCUGCGCCUGCCAGAUGGCUCGCGCCUCAGCCGCCGAUUCCUGGUCACAGAUAAGCUGCAGGCUCUCUUUGACUACGUGGAUGUGAGCAAGCGAGUGAAGGCCAACACAUACACCAUUGCGCGUCAGUUUCCUCGCCGUGUGUUUGAGGCAUCGGAGGCCCAGAGAAGCCUCGCAGAUCUGGGCAUCACCAGCAAGCAGGAAGCCUUGUAUGUCCAGCAGCUGUAGCAGCACCAGCUGUAGCAGAAGCUGUAGCCAGCAGCACUGACAGUGCCUGCCGAUGCUGCCAGGCCUUUGAGAACGACAGUGUGAGAGAGGAAGGGAGAGGAUGGAGGGAAGAGGGGGGGAGGGAGCACAGGGAGGGAAAGAAGAGGGGGAAGAGAGAGAGGCAGGGAGUGGGGUAGGGAGUGAGGGAAGAGGAAAAUAGGGUGAGAAAGUUAUAGGAGAAGAGAGGAAUAGACGAAGGGAGGUGUGCAGAGGAAGAGGAAGAGGAAGAGGAAGGUAAGAAGGGCCAGGAAAGGAGAGGCGAGGGGAAGGGGAAGGGGUGGGAAGGAAAGGCAUGUAAAGCUGCUGCUGGCGUUAAACCUGAUAAUGUUGCAUUGUUGCUGGCGAAAGCACCUGUUACUUAAUCGUGCCUGGCCAACUACUAGGCUUUUGCCAGCUGCAUGGCUGUAGGUGUAGGACGCUGGUUGGUGGACUGGACUUGACUAGAAAUUCCUACAUGUGCAUCCUUGUAUGCUCUGCCAUGUACAUAGCUUCUCUUGAUUGGCAAGGACACCAUUUCUCCAUGCUUCUCCCUCUGUGUUUCCCACUACCAUACCAUAUCUCCCUAUGUUUUUCACACUGCCAUACACUAUCUCCCUCUGUGUUUCCUACUGCCAUACCCUAUUUCCGUCUGUGCUUCCCACUGCCAUACCUAGUCUCCCUCUGUGUUUCCCACUACCAUACCAUAUCUCCCUCUGUUUUUCACAGUGCCAAACACUAUCUCCCUCUGUGUUUCCUACUGCCAUACCUAAUCUCCCUCUGUGUUUCCCACUGCCAUACCUAAUCUCCCUCUGUGUUUCCCUCUGCCAUACCUGAUCUCUCUCGGUUCUUCCCACUGCCCUACACUAUCUCCCUCUGUGUUGCCUACUGCCAUUCCUAAUCUCCAUCUGUGCUUCCCACUGCCAUACCUUAUCUCCCUUUGUGUUUCCUACUGCCAUACCCUAUUUCCUUCUGUCUUUCCCACUGCCAUACCGAAUGUCCCUCUGUGUUUCCCACUGCCAUACAUUAUCUCCCUCUGUUUUUUCCACUGCCCUAUACUAUCUCCCUCUGUGUUGCCUACUGCCAUACCUAAUCUCCCACUGUGCUUCGCACUGCCAUACCUUAUCUCCCUUUGUGUUUCCUACUGCCAUACCCUAUUUCCUUCUGUAUUUCCCACUGCCAUUCCGAAUGUCCCUCUGUGUUUCCCACUGCCAUACAUUAUCUCCCUCUGUUUUUUCCACUGCCCUAUACUAUCUCCCUCUGUGUUGCCUACUGCCAUACCUAAUCUCUCUCUGUGUUUCCCACUGCCAUACCUGAUCUCCCUUUGUGUUUCCUACUGCCAUACCUGAUCUCCCUUUGUGUUUCCUACUGCCAUACCCUAUUUCCUUCUGUGUUUCCCACUGCCAUACCUAACCUCCCUCUGUGUUUUCCACUGUCAUACCUGAUCUCCCUCUGUUCUUCCCACUGCCCUCAACUAGCUCACUCUGUGUUGCCUACUGCCAUACCAAAUCUCCCUCGGUACUUCCCACUGCCAUCCCUGAUCUCCCUUUGUGUUUCCUACUGCCAUUCCCUAUUUCUGGCUGUGUUUUCCCACUGCCAUUCCUAUUCUCCCUCAGUGUUUCCCACUACCAUGCCCCAUCUCCCUCUGUGUUUCCCACCGCCAUACCUUAUCUCCCUCUGUUUUUCCCACCGUCCUACACCAUCGCCCUCUGUGUUUCCCACUGCCAUACCCCAUCUCCCUCUGUUUUUCCCACUGCCAUACCUCAUCUCCCUCUGUGUUUCCCACAGCCAUACCCCAUCUCCCACUGUGUUUCCCACCACCAUACCUUGUCCCCCUCAGUGUUUCCUUCUGCCAUACGUUAUCACCCUCUGUUUUUCCCACUGCCAUACCCCAUCUCCCUCUGUGUUUCGUACUGCCAUGCCUUACCUCCCUUAGUGCCCUCGGUGCAACUUUCCCUCCCACCUCUCUUGCGCACACUCUGCCCAUCCCGUUUCCCCCUCAGCACCCAGAUGCUGCUGCUGCACCUAUCAUGCCCUCCAUUUCUUGUG